AUGGCGUUGCCGGCGGGCGAGGGGGUGGUGUCCUACAACGCGGCCAUCUCCCGGUGCGCCCGCGCGGGGCUGUACGCACGCGCGCUGGCGCUGUUCCGCGAGAUGCGCGGGCGGGGGUUGCGCGCCGACGAGUACACCCUCCCGCCGCUCCUCAACUCCGCGGCGCUCAUGCGGGGCCCGCCGCCCGCGGCGGUGGCCGCGCUGCACGCGCUGCUCCUCCACGCGGGCCUCGCGCUCCACCUCCACGUCGCCAACGCGCUCGUCGACGCCUACGCCAGGCUGCCCCGCGCGGGGUGCGCCGCCGCCGCCGCGGCGCGGGCCGUGUUCGACGAAAUGCCGCGCCGGGACGUCGUCACCUGGACCUCGCUCCUCACGGGGCUCGCGCGCGCCGGCGCCCACGCCGCGGCCGUCCGGGCGUACCACGGCAUGGUCGCCGCGGGGGUCCAGCCCGACGAGUUCGCCGUCGCGGCGGUCCUCAGCUCGUGCGCGGGCUCCACCAUGCUCGACGUGGGCCGGUCGGUGCACGCCACCGCGGUCCGACUCGGGCUCGGGCCGUUCCGCUCGGUCGGGAACUCGCUCGUGUCCAUGUACGCCAAGACCGGUGCGCUGCGGGACGCGCGGGCGGUGUUCGACGCGAUGCCCGCGCGGUGCACCAUCACUUGGACGGCACUCAUCGUCGGGUACGCGCAGAAUGGCCGUGGCAGGCGGUCGCUCGAGGUCUACGCCGAUAUGGUCCGGUCCGGGUGCAGGCCGGACUACGUGACCUUCAUUGGUCUGCUCUUCGCGUGCAGCCACGCCGGGCUCGUCGACGCCGGCCGGGCUCACUUCCGGUCCAUGGUGGCCGACUACGGCAUCGCUCCCGGACCGGAUCACUACGCGUGCAUGGUCGACUUGCUAGGCCGGGCGGGGAGGCUGGACGAGGCCAUGGACCUGCUAAACCGGAGCUCCACGGAGCUGGACGCCACGGUGUGGAAGUCGCUGCUGGGCGCGUGCCGGGUGCACCGGAACGCGGAGCUCGCCGAGCGCGCGGCCGAGAUGGUGUGGAGGCUGGAUCCGACGGACGCCGUGCCGUACGUCAUGCUCUCCAACCUCUACUCCCGAGCACGGAGAUGGGGCGACGUCGCGAGGAUCCGCGCGCUGAUGAAGGCGAGAGGGGUCACCAAGGAGCCCGGGUGCAGCUGGGUGGGCGUGAACGGCGUCACGCACCUGUUCCACGUCGAGGACCGCGGGCACCCGCGGGCGGCCGAGAUCUACCGCAAAGUGGAGGAGAUGACCGAGAGGAUCCGGGGCGAGGGGUACGUGCCGGACACGGACUGGGCGCUGCAGGACGAGGCGCCGGAGGGGAGGCAGAGGGGGCUGGCGUACCACAGCGAGAGACUCGCCGUGGCCUUCGGGCUGCUCGCUGUGCCAGCAGCCGCACCCAUCCGCGUGUUCAAGAACCUCCGAGUGUGUGGCGACUGUCACACGGCGAUCAAGAUGGUCGCCAAGGUGUACGGUAGAGAGAUUAUUUUGAGGGAUGCGAACUGCUUCCACCACAUGAAAGGUGGAGAGUGCUCUUGUGGUGAUUACUGGUAG
This is a messenger RNA of Miscanthus lutarioriparius, 1575 nucleotides long. The record is from the annotation of a GenBank genome assembly. NCBI's taxonomy places the organism in Eukaryota, Viridiplantae, Streptophyta, Magnoliopsida, Poales, Poaceae.